UUUUUUUUUUUUUGUUGCUCUCCAUCCGAGCGCGUCUCGCCACACACAGUCGGAAGAGAAGAAGGAGGGAGUCUUUACUGCAGAAGCUCGCCCGGUCGCAGUCCUUUUUGGACCCUUCCGAGCUCUUUCCCGAGGACUCCCGGGGUCCAAGGAGACGUCCGCGCUGAAUGUCCCCGCGUUGACCCAAAGGUCCAGGCUGUACGGGGGCGCAGUAGGUCUCUGAGCUCCAAUGCCAGUGGACAUGCAGCCACACCAGGGGCUGUACCACUACGAGACCUCACCCAGCCAUCCCUCCAGAGGCCUCGUGCCAUCAGACCAGUCUCCCUACACAGAUGUGUCCUCGCUGCGCGCCCCCCUCCUCAACGGCCACCCCCAGGACUGCCGCGCCAUGUAUAACCCCAGUAUGGCUCAUGGAUCGGGACAGGGGAUUGGCAACUGCAUGGAUCAAUAUAUGCGGCCCCCUCAGGCGCCACCGCCACACAGUAUGAUGGGCCACAGGGGCAUGCCGCCCACAGACGGUGGAAAUAGCACCCCCUACUGUAACCAGAACAACAUGAUGUCCUCUCAUCACAACUUCUGCCAGUUUCAGCCCUCCUCUGAUCAGAUCGGCUCAGGUGAUGGCUCCAGGUUCUCCACCCCUCGCUCCAUCCUGAAGCUGAGUAAAAAGAGAGCUCUGUCCAUCUCUCCUCUGUCUGAUGCCAGUGUGGACCUGCAGACAGUCAUCCGAACCUCGCCCAACUCCCUCGUGGCCUUCGUCAACUCUCGCUGCAACCCAAACGGCGCCAGUUCCUAUGGACACCUCUCCGUGAGCGCCAUGAGCCCAUCCCUCGGCUAUUCCAGCAAUAUAAACUGCCAAUCCAGGCAACAGGUGUCCAUGUAUGGAGGGGGCGGGGGGACACCUCUUGGAGGCCACUCGACAGGUCCUUGCCAAGCUUCCCGCUUACCGCCCCACAAUCCUCGGCUCCACGCUCCACCCAAGCAUGGACAUCUAAAGACCGAGCCAGGGCUGGGUGGGGUGAUGGAUGGCAUGAAUGUAAAGAGCCUGGAGGAGCGGUCAGAGGGAGAUGUGGCCAGUCCUUCUUCCACUGGCACUCAGGACCCUCUCCUGGGUCUACUGGACGGCAGAGAUGACUUGGACAAGGAGGACGGGAAGCCUGAACCAGAAGCCAUCUAUGAAACCAAUUGUCACUGGGAGAGCUGCAACAAGGAAUUUGACACGCAAGACCAGCUAGUUCAUCACAUCAACAAUGAGCACAUCCACGGAGAGAAGAAGGAGUUUGUGUGUCACUGGCAGGAAUGCUCUCGGGAACAAAGGCCUUUCAAAGCCCAGUACAUGCUGGUGGUUCACAUGCGCAGACACACGGGAGAGAAGCCACACAAGUGCACUUUCGAAGGCUGUAACAAGGCCUACUCUCGCCUGGAGAAUUUGAAAACCCACCUGCGCUCUCACACAGGAGAAAAACCGUACGUGUGUGAACACGAGGGCUGCAACAAGGCCUUCUCCAAUGCCUCAGACCGGGCCAAGCACCAGAACCGAACUCACUCCAAUGAGAAACCUUACGUAUGUAAGAUACCCGGAUGCACUAAGCGCUACACAGAUCCAAGCUCUUUGCGUAAACACGUGAAAACGGUACAUGGCCCCGAAGCCCACAUCACCAAGAAGCAUCGUGGAGACACAGGACCUCGACCCCCUGGUUCAGCGAUGACCCCUGGAGGCCAGAGCUCUGAACUACUGCUGGAGAAAGAGGAGACGCGCAGGGAGGACUGCAAGCUGUUGGCUCCUGAGACUACUCUGAAAUCCCAGCCGAGCCCCGGCGGUCAAUCCUCUUGCAGUAGCGAACGCUCUCCACUGGGGAGCGCCAACAACAAUGACAGCGGGGUUGAGAUGAACCUGAACGCAGCUGGCAGCCUGGAGGAUCUCACUGCACUGGAGGAUGGAGUCGCAGGUGGAGGGGAGCCAGUGGGUGUCGGAACGAUGGGGAUGUCAUCUCAGGCUUUGAAGCGGCUGGAGAACCUGAAGAUCGACAAGCUGAAGCAAAUCCGCAGACCAACCCCUCCCGGCCGCUGUUCCAACAACAGGCUACCUGCACUUCCUGGUCCGGGAGAGAACAUGGGAAUGUGUGCACCAUCCCCCCUGCUCUCGAAUCGCCGCGUUAUGGAGCUGUCCAAUCACGAGUUAGGAGGCGGCGCGCCGAUUGGCUGCUCUUCCAGUGACAGGAGAGGCAGCGGCACCAGCAGCCUCAGCUCUGCUUACACCGUCAGCCGUCGGUCCUCCAUGGUGUCCCCGCACCUGUCCAGCCGGCGCUCCAGUGAGGUCUCGCAGAUGGGAGGACCGGGAGGGGGCGGGUGUCACCACCUCGCCGCGGAGAAGAGCGUGGGUGACCCCCUGUCUCCGGAGACCAAUCGCAGAGGCGCUCCCUGUCCCGGAGGCGGGCUGCCAGGGCUUCCUAAUUUAACACCAGCCCAGCAGUACAGCCUAAAGGCCAAAUACGCUGCGGCAACCGGCGGACCACCACCUACUCCUUUACCCAACAUGGAGCAGCCGGGCACUCCAGCUAGAAGGGGCGUUUUGAGUGAGUACCAGGGGCAGCCCCUGCCUCCCUUCCUUCAAAAAGGUGGCCCACGUAGGCACAGUGCCAACACGGAGUACGGCACCGGCGUGGUCUACCCUCACCAGGCUCCCGGUAACAACAGCCGGCGGGCCAGUGACCCGGUUCGAUCGCUAGCAGAUCCGCAGGCUCUCCCCAAGCGCUUCAAUAGCCUCAACAACGUGGCCAUGAUGGGCAGAAGGAACGCGCUGCACCGCGGCUCCGACACCAGCCUCUCCCGCCACCUGUACUCCCCUCGGCCGCCCAGCAUUACGGAGAAUGUGAUGAUGGAGGCCAUGGGCAUGGAGCCCCGCCUCGCCCCCGCUGAUGCCAGGGAUCGUUCCAUGAUGAUGCCCCCCGGGGAGAGGAGCUUCAUGGGCUACCAGCAGCAGCAUCAUCAUCUGGGGAACCAGCUGUCCCCGAGCCAUGACUCUCUGAGCUGCCCGGACCAGGUUUACAUGCAGGGGCCGUACCAGAACCAGGGAGGGGAAGUGACCUCCAGGGCCGGUGGGAAUCCAAUGGGACAAGCGCGGCCUAUCCACUCGGAGGGCAUAUCUAAUGCACUUCUGCAGCAGGCGGAGUACAGCAUGAGCACCUGCCAACUCAGUCCCUCGGGCCCCCACUACCCCAGCAUAGGCCAGGGCGGGGAUGCUGGAGGCCCUUGGAGCGAUUCCCACGGCCAAAUCCAAACUUCCAACCAUGCUCUCCAGAACCAGCGAGGAAUGCCGUAUUCCGAUCCCAGCCUGCAGCCUCAGCAGACACAGGCCCACUUCAGCAAUCAGACAGGCCUCUACAACAGCCCCGAUGGCACCCACAAACUCACCAUCAAGCCGGAGCAGCAGUUCCACCCCGGGAUGGGGGGAGGAAACGCCUGUCAGAGUGCAAAGCUGCAACAGCAGCGGAUGCUCGUCCAGCAACCUCAGGGUUACCCGCAGCAAACGGGCCAGGUCCUGAUGAGGAGCUCUAACAAUCCCAGCUGUGACUUUCAAGGGCAGAACCACCAGAACUCCUUCCCCACCGGAGGGGGCUUGAGCUUGGGCUGUGCUGGCACCGCACUCGCCGAUGGGCAGAGGUCAGAAACCCCGAUGAUGCAGGUGAAGGAGAUGAUGGUGAGAAACUAUGUACAAUCGCAGCAAGCGCUCAUGUGGGAGCAGCAACAAGAGCAGCAGCAACAGCAGAGUGGAGUAAAAGCGCCUCCUCUGUCUGAUAACAUGGAUAUGAGUGCCCAGACGGCCAUAAUGCAGCACAGUCCACAACAUCCGAACCAGAAUCUUUACUCAAGCCAGCCUUACCCGUCCUACCCCAACCAGAACCUGGCCAUGAGCCCCCCGGCCCACGGCAGAGGGCCCGCCUCCGUCACACCUAAAGACCAGCAGCUGGCGGGUCUCCAAGUGUCGUGUUACGGCCAGGAGAUGGUGGUCCCCAGGCCGCCUCAGGGGCGGAAGCCCCUCAGCCGCCAGAACAGCCUGUCACAGGUAGGAGUGGGCUACCUCGGCAGCCCGCCCCACCUCAGCCCCGUCCACGCCGCUUCCAGCCCCAGGCGAGUGGUCCGACUUCCUCCAGUGCAGCAUCCACAGCACCAGCAGAGCGACAUGUUCUCUCCUUCCAACAACAACAACAACAUGUACUAUUCGGGUCAGAUAAGCAUGGAUAUGGACAAACACAUGGACCCCCAGAUCGGGCCUUGUCUCAACCAGCCGCACGGCAUGGGGUCCAGCCUGGACCCGACAGGUGGCACAAAGACAUCCCCCAUGGCCCCCUACCCCGCGUCCGGCCCCAUCUCCAAUGCCUUAGAACACCUGGACCUGGACAACGCCCGCAUAGACUUCACCUCCAUCGUGGACGAUGCCGAGUCCUCCUCGUUCAGCCCAAUCAACAAUCCCCUCCACGGCCUGCCGGGGUCUUCCUCCCAGGCCUCGUCCCGCCUCACCACCCCCCAGACGUCAGUCAGCCUCGCCGCGGGCGCCGGCCUGUCCAACAUGGCCGUGGGCGACAUGACGUCCAUGCUCACCUCGCUGGCUGGGGAGAAUAAAUACCUGAACACGCUGUCUUAGAGGAAGACUUUGGGGCAUUGAAAGUUCUUGAUGUUUUAAAUUGAGAUCCCGCGUGGAGAUGUAUGAAGCCCAGUGUUCGGGCCUAAUUUGCAUUGGGUUUAAAACAUUAAAAUGCUGUUGCUCACGGGAUGUUGAAAGAACGUUAACUAUCACAUAAUGGGUAUAAUUAGCCCUUAUUUGAGCCAGGACUCCUAAACUCGUAAGGCAACUGUUUCCAGUGGGUACCAGGAAUAAAUGAUACGUUGGAAUGCAUUUUGGUUGCAAGUUGAGACAAGAGUCCAAAUUGUAAUAAUGCCUACCUGAAACCUUAAAACCAAAGGUGCCUGAUCAACCUCCCUUGCUGUAUUGUUCCUUCGCUGCCUUGGUACUUGGUCCUUUUCUGUGCCUUCUCUCUUAGACACAGAGCAAAUAUGCCCGAUAUGAAACUGACACUGAACUUUUUCCGACCAGGCAUUCACAGUCACAUGGUGCAGUGGAGCACAGAAGGAUGCAUGUAAAUAACUUUUAUAUACAUUUAUAUAUUUUGUGUAUACGACAAUGAGACCGUGGAUGAAUCGUCCCCCGUCUUGUGACAAACUGCUCGUGUUCUAAUGGCCCAAAUGUCCAGGCGGGAAGGUGUUCGUUCGAAGAGCUGAGCUAAGAUAUUAAGUUGCGCUUCUAGUGAUUGAGAAAUCAUUACAACACAAUCUUUAUGGUGGCAUAUCAGUAUUCCCACAGCUGCAGAAAUGCAGUCACAGACACACACACACACACACACACACACACAGUGUCCACACACAGACACUCAGGACUUGUUGGUGUUUGAAUCGUUGGUGUUCAGAUUAAAUGCAUUUUGUAAUUGCCUUUCUAGACAGAGAGUUUGCACUCCAUAUGUUUACUGUAGGUGUUCUUGAAGCAGCUGUGUGUGUUUUUUUUCUUUUUCCCAGUGGUGUUGAUAGCUGCAAAACAGAAAGUUCCUUGCUCUUGCGAAAGGUACACUCACAGGGGAUCAAAGAGUAAAGCUCGAUUUUAUAAUACGUGUGCAACAGGACCCUCUGCAUUGCAGUAUGUCCGUCUGAUAUGUCAAUGACUCAGAUGAGGACCGCGGCUAUUUUGAAUGACACCUCGAAUCAGCUGUUUUGUGUCCAUUAACAGAUGUGUAAUAGUCGUUCGAUGCUGCUGCACUUCGGCUCUAAUCCCAAAGAAGAGUUAUUGGGGAAUUUCUGCAUCACUAGUUCAGUAUAGAGGAUCGAGAAGCAGGCCACCGUAGUAAAAUACAUAUUGUCAGUGGGUAUAAUGAGGUACUUUUCUGCGACUGUUAAGCUGUUUCACAUGGACAAAGACUGCAGCUCUUGGUAGGAGAACGGAUUUCACACUGUGGCUUUGCACUGACUCCAGCACUGUGUGGAAAGAUCUCUGAUGACUAUUCACAUGAACCUCAUUUUGAUAGCGAGAAAGAAUUAUUCCAGUAUUUUUUUUAAUAGUCUGUCAAGAACACAUCUGAGGACAGCUAGGCGUAUUAAAGCCACAUCAACGUAUGGCGGGAGCAUUUCACAGGACUUUUUCCGAAAAAAUAGCAGCGUCACUUCAAAGUUUACUAAGCAUUAGCGGGAAUGAACAUUUCUUCAUUUUGGAAAAAGUGUACAACCUACCAAAGACACCUUAAAAUGACUGAGAAAAAGAUGCACAAAUAGUCUAUUUUAACACAACACUAACACUAGCAAUAAGGGCAUGAACAUUGGACGGUAGUGCUGUUCCUUAGAAUGUAUGAGAUGUUUUGCAUAAAAUUAUCUUUUUAUAUUAAUGAACUUUAUGGAUGUUGCCUUCUAUGUGUGCAUUUUUUUUUCUUUUUUUUUUUAUAACUGUCGUCCUUCAUUCUGACUUUUUUGCUGGCAAAAGAAUAAUACCUUUAGCACCUAAACGCUAUAAUAGUAGAGCUAACGACAAUAGACAAAAGCCAACUGUUAUAUUUUGUGUACAAUUUUCUACAUUUUUAUACAAAUGUGCUAUAUUUUACCAGUUUAUGAAUAAAGAUGUUCAGCGGGGC
Messenger RNA from Pungitius pungitius (ninespine stickleback), 6668 nucleotides. RefSeq names its product GLI family zinc finger 1 (gene gli1). Gene Ontology annotation, biological process: smoothened signaling pathway; regulation of transcription by RNA polymerase II. NCBI's taxonomy places the organism in Eukaryota, Metazoa, Chordata, Actinopteri, Perciformes, Gasterosteidae. The record is from RefSeq and is a predicted model, not a curated record. Gene Ontology annotation, molecular function: DNA-binding transcription factor activity, RNA polymerase II-specific; RNA polymerase II cis-regulatory region sequence-specific DNA binding. The coding region runs from base 230 to 4642 and encodes 1470 amino acids. The transcript is spliced from 13 exons. Gene Ontology annotation, cellular component: nucleus.